AAAUACGGGCUUGGGCCUCUUUACUUUCGUAGAUAAAAUUAAAUUAAAUUUUUGUCCACGUAAUUUACUAAAAAUGGUAACAAAAUACAUCAAAUAUCAGAUCAAACGUACGAAAAAGGAAGACGUGGCCUGUGGUUGUAGCAUUUGGAGACACCCCCACACUCCCCGUUCUCAGCGGUGGUACAAGCAGUUAGCGCACGGAGGGCAGAGGAGGCUCCACCACCCAACAUCAUAGCAUUUGGAGACACCCCCCACUCCCCCCCACGCAGCUGUGGUAGAAGAAGUUAGCACACGGAGGCAGACUGCAGAGGAGGCUCCACCACCCAACAUCAUGGCGUUUGCGGUACAAGUGGGGUUACGACUUGUUAUACCCUUCACUCCCCCAUAUUUUUCCAAAAAUUUUUGUAUUAUUAUUGGAUGAUCCCCACCAAAUCAUUCUUUUUUGGAGAUGAUGUGCCACCGUUUCAUUGGUUGCUUGCUUACCAUGCCUUUGAAGUGGGUCCCGAAAGGGGUAAUUUGGUCAUUUCGUAAAGACGGGAAAAUACUUGGAGCCGGAUUGAGGAUUGGGAGUUGGGUAGAGCUACAGUGUUUACUGGAGCGAAAAUUUUGAGGAUAGUACACUCUGCACAGUGGAUCUGAGGGUGUGAAAGUGAAAAUGCGGAAGAAGACGGGGGCGAAGAUUCAGCUUCAUGACUAUGAAGUUUUCCUCGAGAAUCCUUACCGAUUAGACUGCACUAACGACCAUCUUAACCAGAUUAUCCAAAUGCACGGAUUCAUCAAACUACACAAGCGUCGCAAGGAGGAACUUUUGGAAGCAUUGAGCACCAUAGAUCUGAUGCAUCCACCAAGAUCCACUCUCAACGAGGGAUCAUCGCCGUACGAUUCGUCCCUCACCAUCGAUGAAGUGAACAAAGACCUGGAAGCUCUCGAAUGGCAGGAGUGCCCCGUUCAAUCCCUCCAAACCCUCGGUCCAUCCAUACCGACCAUCGACGCCGCCGGAAAUGACGUGUCCCCGGCCUUCAAGAUCACCGCAAAAAAGCCAAGAACGAAGAGAAGAAAGACGAGGCGCAUAAGCGAUCUGAGCCGUCGAUUUGCGUGAGGGUGAUCGAAUUUGGAUGAUUGAAUCUCAUCCGUUGAUGAGAAAGGGAGUGUGUCUUUUAGUGUUUUUGUCGUGUGCGCCAGCUCUGUACAAGGAGAGUGGGCAGCUUUUUGGUAGGGGGGAGCGCACAUCUCAUGCCGCAUCGAACGGUGGCAGUGAGAUACUCUAUGAUUAUGUAGAGCAGAGGUGGGGCACAGGGGGACGUGGAUCCUCUCCAUUAGUUUUCUGUCCAUAUUUGUAUAUUGAGUCAAAGGGCUUUGGAUUUACUACCCACCUUGACAAUACCUUUCACUGCAAUAGUAGGCCAUCUUCUAGACCCUGUGCAAAAAGUUCAUAGCACCCAAACAAAUAAAUACAAUUACUUGUAAGCUUUUUAUUUGGAACUAUUGGGAUAUAUUUAUAUAUUAUUCUUUACC
Molecule: messenger RNA, 1515 nt
Organism: Vitis vinifera (wine grape)
Lineage: Eukaryota; Viridiplantae; Streptophyta; Magnoliopsida; Vitales; Vitaceae
Exons: 3
Coding region: 656-1099 (147 amino acids)
Source: RefSeq, a predicted model, not a curated record